AAAACAGACUCUUUCCCUAUCUUUAUGGACUUCAUAGUCACUCCAAGAAACUGGGCUCUUAAAACAAAUGUUCUGCUGUGCUACCUUAGAUAAGACACACAAUGUGCCUGAAUGUCACCUGACUAUCCAUUCACAGAAACAGCCAUCCUUUCAUUCAGUAAAUAUUUGCUGAGCUGCUACUGUGCCAGUUACUAAGCUAUGCUGGGGAUAUGGCAGUGAGCACAGACAGUGAGCAAGGCAGGCACAAGCCAUGCCUCGGAGCUUGAAUAUGCCAUUCCAAAGGCUGCCAGGGACUCCAGAAAUGGAGAGUUUAACACUCAACAGGAGGUGGCUGAUUCUUUACAAUGGGGGCAACCAUGAUGCCCUCAUAGGGCACAUUUGGUUUCCCACAGGUGGACUUUGAGGACUUCACAUGUUCUAGGCCUACACUUGGAUGCUAAGAAACAUUGGCAGAUGGGACAGAGCCAGUUCCUGCAUUCAGGGAUCUCAGGUUUUAGAGAAGAGCUGUAGAAGCAAUGGCAAGUGUCUUAUGUCUCCUUAGGGCUCCUGUUCACUGGGCUUUUACUUGCCAAUCCCUAAAGCUGUAGAUCUUUCCUCAGGUGUCAGCAGUAGAGGAAAGCACACCCACCCUUUUUCCAUUGGUGGAGAGUUUUUGGGGGGCUUCAUACAUGGACAGGAACCAGAUCCUUUCUAUGCUCAGACACCCAGAGAUUAACCAAAGGUCACUAGAAAAAAAUGUCACCAGUGCUGAUAAGAACACUUUUCUCUGAGGCACCUGGUUCCCUGGCCACCCACUGGGACUUUCCAGGGGAGGCCAAGGCCUCACAUCAGGGAAAGCCACACGUGUGGCUUUGAAGCAAGGGCUGCUGGGACAGUGUGUCUUAUGUUAAGAACUCUUAUCACACACAGGCACAUACAGAACGUGCAGGCCUCUUGCUGUUACUUAAGAACUGUGCAGAUGGCCCAGAGGCUAGUCUAGUGCUGUCCCAACUACAAUUAGUCUGUGGUCAGCUUGGGCUGAGUGACUCCAUACAGAACUGUCUGUGUUGUGACUCGGGAGCCGCAGAACCUGAAGAGACGGUCUGGGCCCAGUGAAACAAGAGCAGAAGCUGACAAAGGCUGAGGAAGGGGCAGAGGAGAAAUGUCGCAAUGACAUCUCUGCCCCUCUCACGUCUUUUCCUUUCUUGCUUUCUGUCUGCAUAAUGUACCCCGUAGCUAUUAAUUAAUGAAUAUUAAUUAGAUACCAGAUUAAAUGCUAGAUACCUUUAUGGUAAUGAGGAAACAGCAAAUUACCAAAGAGAGCCAUUUUGGUAAGCACGAGGCCUUGAAAUAAUAACCAUGAGAUGUGACAAGUGGUGACAACCCCUGGGGAGGGGGAAAGGCGAGGACAGCACGGUUGUGUGACAGGAGUGUUGGUUCACAGAGAAUGAUAGGGUACGCGCGCUCUGACGGGCAGAGGCUGAGAGAGUAAAGGAGUGAACCAGCCUGCUGGGGGCAGCUGGGGAAGAAGGUCAUAGGUGGCUGGAAUAGUAAGUGCAAAGGUCCUGAGGCAGAAACUUGUAUCUUUCCGUCAAGGCUGGCCGACACCUGGACAUUGGACACAUUACUCAUUAGAGAGGGCCUAGAAUAUACAUUCGCUUUUGUCCAUUUUUUUUUUAUUAAAGAUCAAAAGUGAAGAUCAAUAUCCAUGUCCUCAAAGCGCCUACAGACUUGACAGACUAGUUACCAGGCAAGUGAAUGUGAUUAGAGUUGUCCUGGCGGGACCUGGGGACAGAGCAGAGGACCAGACAGGAUGUGCAGAGGCGAUAAACAGGAAAAGGCUGAACAUGGAGUGAUCUAGGCAGGAGAAGGAUUGUGCAAUCAUCUGGGGAUGAGAAAGAGUUCACAGAAUCUGGCAUUGGCUGUAGCAGAGCUGGUACAGUGAAGUCAGAGCAGAAGUAGGAAGCAUAAACAGGGUCAGAUCCCUGGCGCAUGGAGUGCUGGGAGCAGAAGGUAACACAGGCUACAGAAAAAAAACAGCAGAAACAAAGGAGGCAAGAAUGAAAGCACAGAGAACCAGCGCUAAAAUCACCGUCUCACAAGAUGGCAACCCAAGUUUGGACUGAUGAAGUGAAAAUGAAGAAGAGCGGGUAGAGUCAAGAGGCACUGGAAAUAAAGAAAGAUGAGAUGUGGAGCUUCCUGGAAUUGAGGCCCGAGGAGGAAAGGAGAGAGUCGCAUUUCGUCUCCAGUUUGGAAGACCGGCACAAGUUCCUACUUCAGCACCAAUCAUGAAGAGCCACAUGAGUGGGGAGUGUCCAUAUAAAUGGAGCAGACAGCAGGUUAUGUUCCCACGCUGGGCAGAGGAGGAAGGAGGCUCUGAGUUUUUCCCUUAAGUUGCAUGGAGAGUCUGUAGGCUGCAGUGUGACCUGUCAGGCUCACUUUAUGGAAAGGAUGGUGGGCUGCAACUUGCUGUGGCUGGCUGUGGCCUCCUGCAUUCUGACACUGGCAUUUCCAUCUACAAUACAGCAAGGUUAUGGAAGCCCAAGAAACAGCAGCUCCAAAGGGCUGGACCUAGACUGUGGAUCCCCUGGCACUCCAGAGGCUGGUGUCUGUUUUGACCCCUGCCAGAAUUAUACCGUCCUGGAUGACCCCUCCAGAAGCAUAGAGAACACGGAGCAAGCACACCAGUGUGACGAUCAUUUGCAAGGCUGGUACCGCUUUGUGGGUGAAGGAGGAGUGAAGAUGCCAGAGGCCUGUGUGGAGAUAUACCGGUGCCAUACCUCUGCUCCCAUGUGGUUGGAUGGGCCUCACCCCAUCCUGGGAGAUGGCAUUGUCAGCCACACAGCCUGUGCCAACUGGAAUGAAAAUUGCUGCUUCUGGAGUACCGAGGUCCAGGUGAAGGCCUGCUCAGAAGAAUCAGGAAGUUAUCAUGUGUACAAGUUACAGGGCACCCCUGAAUGCAGCCUGAGAUACUGCACAGAACCCUCCCCUCCAGAACCCACGACGCCUGUACCCUCCCCUCCAGAACCCACGCUGCCACCCUCCCCUUCACCAGUGCUGUGUGAGAUCCUUUGCCGUAAUGAGGAGGAGUGUGUCCUGGAAGAUGACAAUUGGACCUGCGUCUGUAAUCAGGGCCUCAAUGUUUCUGAUACUCAGAGUUUGCAGCCCCAGCUGGACUGUGGACCUGAUGAGAUCAAGGUGAAGCUGGACAAGUGUUUGCUGGGAGGUCUGGGUUUCAAGGAGGAGAUUAUUGCCUACCUGAAUAACCGGAAUUGCAGCAGAAUCAUGCAAAAUGAGCCCAACAACUGGGUGUCCACAACCAGCCCUGUUGUGGCUAGUGACUGUGGGAACAUUCUGGAGAACAAUGGGACCCAUGCCAUCUACAGAAACACCCUCUCUUUGGCCACUGAUUUCAUCAUCAGGGACUUCAUCGUCAAUGUCAACUUCCAGUGUGCCUAUCCACUGGACAUGAAGAUCAGCCUCCAAACUGCACUCGAGCCUAUUGUAAGUUCCCUGAAUAUUGAUGUGGAUGGGGCAGGAGAGUUCACUGUCAGAAUGGCCCUCUUCCAAGACCAGAGCUACACACACCCUUAUGAAGGGGCCAAAGUGGUGCUUCCAGUGGAGUCUAUGCUCUACGUGGGUGCCAUCUUGGAGACAGGAGAUACCUCCAAGUUCAAGCUGUUGCUGAGGAACUGCUAUGCUACACCCACAGAAGAUAGGGAUGACCCCUUGAAGUACUUCAUCAUCAGAGACAGCUGCCCAAAUCAACGUGACUCUACUAUCCAUGUGGAGGAGAAUGGAGUGUCCUCGGAAAGUCGAUUCUCAGUACAGAUGUUCAUGUUUGCUGGAAAUUAUGAUAUAUUGUUCCUGCAUUGUGAGGUUUACCUGUGUGACCCCAUUAAGGAGCAGUGUGAACCAUCUUGUUCUACAAACCGGCUCCGCAGCAAUGGGCCAGGCAUCAACCUAGCCCAGGUUCUAGAUUUAGGACCCAUCACUAGGAGAGGUGCUCAGACUCUUGAUGCCUCAAGUGGGACUCCCAGCACUGCAGGGUUCUUGAUGGUCUGGCCCACGUUCUUCCUGCCUGUCUUCCUGACUUGGCUGUUCUGAGAGGCCAGCUGGGCAUCUGGCCUAGAAGCUCAUGUUCUUCCCUCUGGCCAUGGCUCAUAUCCACCCUUCAGUAGAGCUGGAUUCCUCUGUGUAUCAUGUGAACAACCCUGGUUCAAGGGUAGAUGGGGUUUGGAGAAAGGGAAGAGCAUUCUCCUUUACGUUCCUCUUUUCCUCGUGCUGAGGCCCUACCAGCUUGUCCUGUGCCAACUUCCUCACUCAUUAGUGAGGCUUGGAAAGAGAACCUAAACCCACUUGGUGCCUCUUUGUUAUUAGUCAUGAGUGGAAGUGCAAUGGGUAUUGAUAACUCCUGGAUAGAGGUGUUCUAUUAGUAGGUGGGAAAUCCAUGAUUCUUCCUAAAUGUCUCCUGUCCUGACAGCUGGUGAAUUGAAGCACAUUGACUCUUGCAUUCA
Molecule: messenger RNA, 4496 nt
Organism: Peromyscus leucopus (white-footed mouse)
Lineage: Eukaryota; Metazoa; Chordata; Mammalia; Rodentia; Cricetidae
Gene: Gp2
Product: glycoprotein 2
Exons: 12
Coding region: 2422-4086 (554 amino acids)
Biological process (GO): neutrophil migration
Cellular component (GO): apical plasma membrane; cell surface
Source: RefSeq, a predicted model, not a curated record